AUGCGAGUGUAUCAUCCAAGCACCUUCAUUCAGAAUGUCGAAAAUCCAGAAGGGCAAGGAGUCAAUCGCUGCCUCGACUACCUGGCGGUGAGAGACCCGCACGACGUCAAGACGACCAUCCACCAAACCAGGUGGGCCGCCCUUAAGGAGUCCUAUGAAUGGAUUCUGUGUCAUCCCCAGUUCCUGUGUUGGCGCGACAGCAACGAUAGCCAGAUCCUUUGGAUCAAAGGCGACCCCGGUAAAGGCAAGACGAUGCUACUCUGCGGCAUUAUCGACGAGCUUCGCCCGACCACGAAACUGGCCGAUCCCCAAGCCAAGACCUUCCUUUCUUUCUUUUUCUGCCAAGCCACUGUUUCCAAGCUGAGUAACGCUUAUGCUGUCCUGCGUGGUUUGAUCUAUAGGUCUCCUGCCAUGUAA
This is a messenger RNA of Penicillium macrosclerotiorum, 417 nucleotides long. Its product is annotated as Vegetative incompatibility protein HET-E-1. The record is from RefSeq and is a predicted model, not a curated record. The transcript has 2 exons. Lineage: Eukaryota; Fungi; Ascomycota; Eurotiomycetes; Eurotiales; Aspergillaceae. The coding region runs from base 1 to 417 and encodes 138 amino acids.